This is a messenger RNA of Ctenocephalides felis (cat flea), 2010 nucleotides long. RefSeq names its product putative oxidoreductase GLYR1 homolog. The record is from RefSeq and is a predicted model, not a curated record. NCBI's taxonomy places the organism in Eukaryota, Metazoa, Arthropoda, Insecta, Siphonaptera, Pulicidae. Gene Ontology annotation, molecular function: oxidoreductase activity, acting on the CH-OH group of donors, NAD or NADP as acceptor; NAD binding; NADP binding.
UGUCAUGUUGGCAUUCGUGCGUGUGAGUAAUGGCGGUAUGUAUUGGCUUGUGAUGCGCGGCAGUUUAUUUUGAUAGAGUGCAUUAUAGUAAUAUAGUAAAUAAUUUUGAAAUUUGUGACAAGAAGAAUAAAAAUGUCAAGUAAGUUUAACAUCGGGGAUUUGGUGUGGGCCAAAAUGAAGAGAUUUCCAUCGUGGCCUGGCCGAGUUUCAAAUAUUCCCCCUAAAUUGAAGAAACCUAAAAACAGUGCUGGGCUUCAUUGCAUUUAUUUUUUUGGUUCAAAUAACUAUGGUUGGAUCGAAGAAACUUUUCUAAUACCGUAUUUAGAAGGUAAAGAAAAAUUGAUUUGUAAAACAGCUGCGUUCAAAGAAGCUAUCAAACAAAUCGAUGCUUAUAUUGACGACCCCAAAAAGUACGAAGCUGUAUUCGAGAAUAACGAAGAUGAAGCAGAUUUUAAAUUCAAUGAAUUAAAAGAAAACGAAGAUAAACCAGAAAAAGUGAAGCCUUUGAAAAAAACUCCUGGACGAAAACGUUUAAACUCUACAAUUCCUUCUGAUACCCCCCCUAAAGCUUUAAAACCUACUAUUACUACAACUACUGUGGAUUUUGAUAAUGAUGAUUCAGUGGGUACCGAGCCUGAAAGUUCUUCAUACAUUUCAAACCAUUCAGUUUCCAGUCGACAGAUCUCUAGCUUAUGGAACAAACCACAGGUAAAUAGGCCAUUGACUCCACCUAUUAAUUUGAAAAAUAUAUCUCCUAUUCUCGCUGGAAAAAAUGUCUCACCCACUAAUAAAGUAAUUGGAUUUCUUGGCCUUGGUAUCAUGGGGCGUGCAAUGGUAAAAAACUUAAUCCACUCAGGACAUAAAGUCGUUGUGUGGAAUAGAACAAGGGCAAAGUGCAACGAUUUUUUAGAAACUGGAGCUAAAAUGGGUCUUGCCCCUUGUGAAGUUGUAGAUGCGGCAGAUAUAAUAUUUUCAUGUGUCCCCGAUCCUCUAGCAGCAAGAGAAAUGAUUUUUGGAAAUUGUGGAGUGCUACAAACAAUGACUAUUGGAAAAGGCUAUGUGGAAAUGACGGGAAUCGACUCGGAGUGUUCGCAUGACAUUGCUGAUGCCAUUGUGGAGAAAGGAGGAAGAUAUUUAGAGGCACAAAUACAAGGUUCUAGAAUGCAAGCGGAGGAAGGAUCUCUUAUAAUACUUGCUGCAGGAGAUAAAGAUCUUUUCCAAGAUUGUAAUUCUUGUUUUAAUGCCAUUGGAAAUAACUGUUUGUUCCUAGGAGCAGUGGGUACUGCAACUAAAAUGAAUUUAGUUCUACAAACAAUAAAUGCAAUAUCAGUAGCGGGAUUAGUAGAAGCAAUGGCAUUGGCAGACCGUACUGGCCUUCAAAAAAAGGAUGUUUUAGAAAUUCUUGAACUGACAACCAUUGCCAGCCCGGCAAUGAUAGAGAAGAGUAAUUCAAUUAUUAUGGGGGAUUACAGCACUCACACCAGGCUCACACAUUUACAAAAAGAUUUGCGUCUAGCUUUGGGUAUGGCCGAGGACCUAACCUUACCCAUGCCUGUCACAGCGACUGCUAAUGAAGUGUUGAAACAUGCAAAACGCUUGGGGUUUGGGGAAGAUGAUGUAUCAGCCUUGUAUUUCAGAGCACGUUUUUAAAUAUAAAUUUAUAUAUGGUUUUAUAAUAUAUAAAAUUUUAGACUAAUUUAUAUAUUUCCACAACAGAAGCAUAUAAUUUAGAAAUUUAUUUGUUUAUAAUUAUUGACUAAGCUAAAAUUUUGUACUUUUGGAAAAUUAUUUCUAUUAGGAGAAUGUAGUUAAGUUCACGUGUUGGAUAAUUUGUGUUUUAAAUGUUUUACAUGUAGGUGCAAUGACAUGUAUUGAAGAAUAGUAAUUUAAAUUUCUGUACAUAAUUUUACAAUAAAGUAAAUGUUUAGUUAUUGCAUAGAUUGCAUAUGUUGCAUACUAUAUUGAAGUGGUACUACAUUUUAUUUUAGUUUACAAAAAUUUUAACGUUAU